Silurus meridionalis is the source of this 4317-nucleotide messenger RNA. It is a transcript of the gene cntn5, whose product is annotated as contactin 5. Gene Ontology annotation, biological process: cell-cell adhesion; brain development. The transcript is spliced from 24 exons. Bases 441 to 3713 code for a protein of 1090 amino acids. The record is from RefSeq and is a predicted model, not a curated record. Lineage: Eukaryota; Metazoa; Chordata; Actinopteri; Siluriformes; Siluridae. Gene Ontology annotation, molecular function: cell-cell adhesion mediator activity.
UCUUGACUGUACGCUUGUGCACACUGUAGCCGCUCUCAGACUGCGCGAGCUCAUCCUCCAUCCUCAUUCUUCUCGCGCGCGCUGUGAUUCUAACGUUUCAGUGUUUUAUACCAGGAAAGCGGAACUGAUGUGAGAUCAUCAUCGUCCUCAUCUUCAUCUUGGAGGAAGUAAAAAUCCGCAGGAAAGGGACCCGUGUGUGUGUUUGUGUGUGUGUUCGGGCGGUGAAGAUUCAUGCGCUGUUUCCCUCUGCAUGCGCUCCGGGUGCUGGUCUGGGACUUUCUACUACUACUACUACUACUACUACUACUACUACUACUACACACACACACACACGCCGGACUUAGCAGCGGACCGUGUGUCAUCUUUCCACAGAGAUUCACAACAUCACUUUAAUGAAGACUCAUUAGCUGUAUUUUAAACGGUGCCCCUUUAAAAAAAGUAUGGGGUCACCAUGGAAACCACUUCUUCUGCUGUCUGUCAUCAGCGCUCUGACAGUUUCUGCGAGAUCGGUGGCAGGCCGACCCGUGUCAUAUGCAGCCGUGUUGAGGAUGAAGUCAGAAAGCUCUUCCUCCUCAGUUCUGAGCUCCAGGACGAAGCUGAGGCAGGACCAUGGCUCUGUUGUGCAGGACUGGACUCCAUUCUCCAGACAGAGUCUGUCAGCUCUCAGCUUUCAGGAGGAUCACAGUGAGGAAAGUGAAGAAUUCGGGCCGGUGUUUAUCCAGGAGCCGGACCACGCCGUCAUCUCUCUCGACUCAGACGAUAAGAGAGUUAUACUGAACUGUGAAGCAAAAGGAAAUCCUCCUGUUACAUACAGCUGGAUGAUGAACAGAACCGAUGUGGACACUGAGGCGGACCCACGAUACCGUUUACAUGAUGGGAACUUAAUAAUAAUAAAUGCCAGCCAGGCCACAGAUUUCGGGAAAUACCAGUGCAGAGCCGAGAACAGCAUCGGAGCGAUCCUGAGCCGGGAAGCGUUCCUGCAGUUUGCCUAUCUUAGUGCUUUCAGCAGUCGAGCAAGAGGAGGCGUGUCCGUCAGAGACGGUCAGGGAGUGGUUCUGAUGUGUAUGCCUCCUCCACAUUCUGCUGAGAUUGUCUACAGCUGGGUAUUCAACGAGUUUCCAUCUUUUGUGGCUGAAGACAGUCGACGCUUCAUCUCGCAGCAGACAGGAAACCUGUACAUCUCCAAGGUGCAGCCCUCAGACGUGGGGAGCUACAUCUGUCUGGUGAAGAACAUGGUGACCAAUGCCCGGGUCUUGAGUCCUCCUACACCACUGACACUCCGAACAGAUGGUGUAAUGGAAGAAUAUGAGCCCAAAAUUGAGGUACACUUCCUUCCUACAGUUCUGACAGCUAAAGGAGAGACGGUACGACUCGAGUGUUUUGCUUUGGGAAACCCCAUUCCCACCAUCACAUGGAGGAAGAUCAAUGGGAACAUUCCAAAAAAAGCUCGACUCCGCAAGUCUCAGGCGGUACUCGAGAUCCCCAACAUCCAACUGGACGAUGCUGGAAGUUACGAGUGUAAAGCGGAUAACGUUCGAGGAGGAACGGCCUUCAGGGGACACAUCCAGGUGUACACGGUGCCGCAGUGGAUCAGUCUGAUAAACGACUCUCAGCUGGACAGCGGUGAUCAUUUACACUGGGAGUGUAGAGCAACCGGCAAACCGCGGCCAUCAUACUACUGGUUACGCAACGGAGAACCACUGAUUACACAGAGUCGUGUGCAGGUGGUGAAUGGAGAGUUGAUGAUACAGAAGGUGGAACCGGGAGACUCUGGAAUGUAUCAGUGUGUUGCUGAGAACAAAUAUGGAGCCAUUUACUCCAGCGCUAUGCUACGCAUCCUGGCCUCGGCACCAGUGUUUAGCACUAACACAGCGAGUAUCAUGGCCACCAUGGGGAAAGAUGUUUCUAUGGAGUGCAGACCUCAAGCUUCACCCAAACCCAGGAUAUCCUGGAGAAAAGGAGACAGGAAGCUACAAAACAGCCGCAGAAUUGUGAUUCUGCGCAACAACACGCUGCAUAUCAUUAAUGUGAGUCGUGUGGACGAAGGCAGAUACAUGUGUCGUGCAGAAAACCAGUUCGGCUCAGCUGAGAUGAUCAGAUCACUACUGGUGAAGGAGGCCCUGAAGGUAGACCUGAGCCCGAAGCGUGUGGAGGUGACGGUGGGAGAGAGCAUUGUUCUCAGCUGUAAAGCUUCACACGACCCAUCACUCCACAUCUCCUUCCUCUGGCAGCUCAACAACCAACCGCUGGACAUGCAACAGGACGACGGUCAUUUUGAAUACAUCAGAACACAGUCUUCUAUGAUGGAUCUGAUGAUCAGAAACAUCCUCCUGAUGCAUGCUGGGAAAUAUGGCUGCCGGGUUCAGACGAGUGCUGACACGAUCCUCGCCGAAGCCGAGCUGCUCGUCAGAGGUCCCCCAGGAGCUCCUGGAGUGGUGAUUGUGGAGGAAAUCACUGACACAACAGCUACACUGUCCUGGAGUCAUGGUGUAGACAACCACAGUCCCAUCAGCACCUACAACCUGCAGGCUCGCAGCCCCUUCUCCCUGGGCUGGCAGACCGUCAGAACAGAUCCAGACCCAGUGACUGGAGAUAUGGAGUCUGCUAUUUCGGUGGAGCUUAACCCCUGGGUAGAAUACGAGUUCCGGGUCGUGGCCACCAACGCUAUCGGUACCGGAGACCCCAGUGCACCAUCCAGGCCAAUCCGAACCAAAGAAGCAGUUCCAUCAGUAGCUCCAGCCAACGUCAGUGGAGGGAACGGCCGUAGGCAUGAACUCGUCAUAUCCUGGGAGCCAGUUUCAGAAGAGUUCCAGAAUGGAGAUGGGUUCGGGUACAUCGUGGCCUUUCGUGCUAAUGGGACUCGAGCAUGGAAGGAGAAGAUGGUGACAUCAGCAGACUCCACCACGUAUAAGUACCGGGACGAAACAUUUCCUCCUCUCACACCGUUUGAGGUGAAGGUGGGCGUGUACAACAACAAAGGAGACGGCCCCUUCAGUACAGUGGUCACUGUGUUCUCAGCAGAAGGAGAACCAAGAGAAGCUCCAAGUGAUGUGAAAGCAUCUGCCAUUUCUUCUUCUGAGGUGAAGGUCACAUGGAAAGCACCGACCCCUGGUCCAGGAAGACCUCAGGGAUAUGAGGUGAACUACUGGAGGGAUUCGGAGCAGGAGGAAGCGGUGAAGAGAAAGAGGACGGUGGGAAAUGAGACGUUGAUGUUGAUUUCAGGACUUGAGGGGAACACGCAGUACCACAUCACAGUAAGAGGUUUCAACAGCAUUGGGCUGGGACCUCUGAGCACCUCCAUCCAAACCAGCACCAAGAAAAAACCUCCUAGUCAGGCCCCAGUAAAUGUGGUGUGGAUUCAGGAAGGGAAUAACGUCUCUUUAUCCUGGGAUCCAGUGAAGGCUCUGCACAACGAGUCAGAUGUUAUUGGCUAUAGGGUUUUAUUGCGCCAGGAUGGGCGUGGUCACAGUCAGGUGAUGAGAACCCCAAACACGGCUGCCGUCCUCAUGCUUCCUGAAGGAGGAACUUAUAUUAUUGAAGUGUGUGCCAUCAGUGAAGGAGGUGAGGGAGCUUCCAGCUCUCAAAUCAGAGUCCUCACUUCCUCAGGUGUGAGGGCAAAGAGUCAGCAGUGUUCUGUGCACAAUCUACCUUCAGGCCUCACAUGGACUCUGCUUCUUCUAAACGUUCUGAUGGUGCCUUCUGCCCCAUGGUGAAGCAUCUUUACCAUGGAACUUUGCUCCCUGUCUGGAGAGAAUGGACUCUCCCUGCACUACACAGACUGGCGUGUUGGCCUGAACCAUCUCCGGGAGGUCGGGGUUCGGCCAAGCACAAGUGCUUCUUUAUUCUACCAGGAAUCCAUCCAGUUGUUUGCUAAAGAUUUCUGUUGCAGGUUUUCUUCUCAUUAUCAGUGUCGUAUCGUGCAUCGUGCAGAGAACCUCCUUAUAUUCCACAAACUCCUGAACACUGAUCAGAUCCAGCUUUCCUUGAGCUCUGCGAUCCCUGAGGACUAAGAGACUCCAUCCAACACAUCUCCAUCCCUUUAACACGUGGCUGCCUACACACGUGAAGCCAUUAAAGCUCAGCAAAGAUCAAAGCAUUGUUUCUUAUUCACACGCUAGAAAAGACAGGAACGAGGACAGGAAGAAGACAAAACAAACAAACAACAAAAUGUUUUUAUAGUGCUGAGUCUUUCCAGACUUCCUUUUUGUACAUCAUGUUAACUCUGUGUGUGUGUGUGUGUGUGUGUGUCUGUGUGUGUGUGUGUGUGUGUGUGUGUGUGUGUGUGAGGGUGUGUGUGUGUGUGUGAGUGUGUGUGUG